UUUCGGAUCGCCCUGAUCAACACUUGUCAACCAUGUUAAUCUGAUUGACUUGUGUAGCCUCAUUCAUGACCACCAGUAGUUGACUUUUUCUUACUACCUCUCUUGACUACCAACAGACAAUGAGGAGCAAAGUCGUGAUAUGCCGUCAUUCUUUGGCAACUCGAACAAUCACGUGGAAGGCAUUACCUUACUCUUUUCAUACAGCCUGCAUUUACUGGAUCAUUCUUUCCAUCGGGUGGAAUCAUCAAUUGUUUAAUGGUUUGUCAACAGGAGAAGCCAAAAGAAAGCCCGGAAUAGUGACCACGAGUUGCUCCGGACUUCUGACCAGAGGUAAAGUCAGAGGUCAAGUCGAUGGAAACGGAAAGUGUCCUUCUUCUCUUGAGUGUGUUGACCCCACCGGCGUUACAUCCCGGUGAGUAAGGUAGUUAGCCUAAAUUAGUUACAUAAGUCAG
Aspergillus brunneoviolaceus CBS 621.78 is the source of this 452-nucleotide messenger RNA. RefSeq lists its product as uncharacterized. The record is from RefSeq and is a predicted model, not a curated record. NCBI's taxonomy places the organism in Eukaryota, Fungi, Ascomycota, Eurotiomycetes, Eurotiales, Aspergillaceae. Bases 120 to 416 code for a protein of 98 amino acids. The transcript has a single exon.